Penaeus vannamei (Pacific white shrimp) is the source of this 1597-nucleotide messenger RNA. RefSeq names its product TLD domain-containing protein mustard (gene mtd). Gene Ontology annotation, biological process: response to oxidative stress. Lineage: Eukaryota; Metazoa; Arthropoda; Malacostraca; Decapoda; Penaeidae. Gene Ontology annotation, cellular component: nucleus. The record is from RefSeq and is a predicted model, not a curated record.
GUAUUUGGAGCUGUCUUAUCAUGUUCUCUGCGUGUGAGUGAACUGUUUUAUGGAACUGGCGAGUCUUUUCUCUUCUCGUUCCAUCCAGAGUUUCAGGUAUUCCCAUGGACUGGAGAGAAUAAUUUCUUCGUUAAAGGAAAUAAUGAAUCCCUUGUUGUUGGUGGAGGAGAUGGUAACUUUGGGCUGUGGUUAGAUGGUGAUCUGUACCAGGGAAGGACACAGCCUUGUAAGACUUUUGAUAAUCCUCAGCUAACAGACACUGAAGACUUCAUUAUCAAGACAGUUGAAUGUUGGUGCUUUGAGUGAGGAAGGAAAGAGAAAUUUGAUGAGUUUUUAAUGAUGUGAAAUCACUUGCCUGGUAUUGCCUCUGGCAUCUCUGCAGCAGGAUUAGUGCGAGGCCAUCCCUCCGGUGUUGGCAAGGCCUUACCUUUAGGGGGGGAUUGCAUUAUGGCUCUUCACUUAGUGUCUGGAGAGGUUGAAAUCCCUGUUAAAUGUAUUUUGACCAAAGGGAAAUGAGUAAUCACAGAGUGGAAAAGUGUGAAAAAGUCCUUUAUUUUUCUUUUGUAUGUACUUUUGAGUUGCCUUCAGUAGAUUGAAGAAACUAGCAUUUUGUUUUCCUUGCCUUUACUUUGCUUCAGAUGGAUCCAUAUAUCAUUCCAUACUUAUAAUUUCUGAUUGGUAUUGUACAUAUUGCUUUUAUUGUUUUAAACAGUUUACAUCAAUUUGCUUUUGUUUUAUUAUUUUAUGUGUAUUUUUAGAUUGAUUAAGAGGAAACAUUUGAAUAUUAAGUACAUUUUUUAAUAUAUGGAGUUCUAAUAUUUUACAAUGUCCUUAGUGAGAAUCUCAUAUUGUUCAAGCAUCUUAUGCAGAUUUUUUAAGGGUAACUUAAAAAAUCAAUAUUUUUUUGUGUUUUGCAAGGGAAUGUCUUUUCAUUUAAAAUUUUGUAUCUUUUUACAUCGAAAAAAGCAGUGCACUAUGAAUAAAAUAUACUCAAUAGUAUUUUUGAUAGUGUGUUAGAAGUGACUGCUCCAGUGAAAUUAGUUUUUUGAUGUUUAGUGAUUGAUAUGGUAGGUCCUCAAACCAAACUCCCAACUAUUGUGUUGAUUUUUUACCCUGUGAGUAACGUUUCUGAUUACUCAUCGUAACAUUAUUGUUUAUAUUUAUUUUCUCUUCUGGUCAAUUCAUUUAUAUAAAAAAUACACAUUAAUAAAGAUUGGGAAUGUUCCAGUACAGAGGGUAUCCAUGAAGAUACUCUCUCAUUGGAAAUUUUGGGAGUUAAACUUUGAUGCUGACUAUGAACUGUUUUUGGACCACAUGCCUGUGGUGUGAUGGUACCAGCUAAUUUAAGCCUUAGAUAGUGCUUUACAAAGGCAGGUGUUAGGAAGGUAAAGCCUUCUAGAAUCCCUAUGUUGAUGGUUCAUCUUUACCAGCUGAUACAAUAACAUAUGAUGCCUUGUCAUCUUGGAUUACCAACAACUUGCACUCAGUAAUCAACCAGUAAUGCAAUCAGUCAAUGUAUGUGUGCAUGGUGAUUUUGUGUGUAUAUGCAGUUAUACUCAAAUACUCCUGGAUGCAUAAGAUAAAAUUUAUGAAGUCU